Molecule: messenger RNA, 1513 nt
Organism: Branchiostoma floridae (Florida lancelet)
Lineage: Eukaryota; Metazoa; Chordata; Leptocardii; Amphioxiformes; Branchiostomatidae
Product: zinc finger protein 239-like
Exons: 2
Coding region: 309-1328 (339 amino acids)
Biological process (GO): regulation of transcription by RNA polymerase II; central nervous system development
Cellular component (GO): nucleus
Molecular function (GO): RNA polymerase II cis-regulatory region sequence-specific DNA binding; DNA-binding transcription factor activity, RNA polymerase II-specific
Source: RefSeq, a predicted model, not a curated record
CUUACUUUCGCGGUCACUACGGAAGGUGGUACUUCGGCUACUGUAUUUAUUGACUAAAUCUUGACCGAGCGAGAUCGCGACAACUGUUGAAUAAGCAGGAGAUGAUGUUUGACCCAUUGUUUUAUACUACUUCCGGGUCAGCUCCGAGUGACUUCCUGUUUGCUGGAAGUUACGAGAGCGUCCAGUAGUCCUGAAAGUUUUUGUCCUUUCAACGCAAAAUAUACCACAACUUCCGCGAUUUUAGACAGCCGAUUGGCGUUUUCCUGAAAGACAAGGCUUCGGGUUUGUUCAGCACCAGAUAUACAAAGAUGGCAUCAACAAGUAACGUGCAGACUUUGGAUAAUGUCAGGAGAAAGGAAAAGAAAGGUUUGCAAUGUAGAAGGGAAGAGAAACCCUACAGGUGUGAGGAGUGCAGCAGGCAGUUCAGUAAGCUGAGUCAUCUUAAGGGUCAUGUGCGGACUCACACAGGGGAGAAACCCUACAGUUGUGAGGAGUGCAGUAUGCAGUUCAGUCAAAUGUGUGUUCUGAAGACACACAUGCGGACUCACACAGGAGAGAAACCGUACAAUUGUGAGGAUUGUAGUAUGCAGUUCAGUCAACUGAGUGCCCUGAAGGGUCACAUGCGGACUCACACGGGGGAGAAACCCUAUAUGUGUGGGGAGUGCAGCAAGCAGUUCAGUCAGCUGGGUAAUCUGAAAAGACACAUGCGGACACACACUGGGGAGAAAUCCUACCAGUGUGAAGAGUGCGGCAGGCAAUUCGGUGAGCUGAAUAAUCUGAAGAAACACAUGCGGACUCUCACGGGGGAGAAACCAUUCAGGUGUGAGGAGUGCAGAAAGCUGUUCAAUGAACUGGGAAAUCUGAAGAGUCACAUGCGGACUCACACAGGGGAGAAACCCUACAUGUGUAAGGAGUGCAGCAGACCGUUUAGUGACCCUGGUGCUCUUAAAAUGCACAUGCUGAUACACACCAAGGAGAAACCCUACAAGUGUGAGGUGUGCAGCAGGCAGUUCCGUCGGCUGGAUAAUCUGAACACCCACUUGAAAACUCACACGGCUGAGAAACCCUACACGUGUGAGGAGUGCAGCAGGCAGUUCAGUGAGAAGGGAAAUCUGAAAAGACACAUACGGACUCACACAGGUGAGAAACCCUACAAGUGUGAGGAGUGCAGCUGGCAGUUUAGUGAGAAGGGUAAUCUGGAAAGACACAUACAGACUCAUACCGGUGAGAAACCCUACAGGUGUGAGGAGUGUAGCAGGCAGUUCAGUAGGUCGGAAAUUCUGAAGAACCACAUGCGGACUCACCGAGGAGAUGCCCUUCAAGUGUAGGAGUGCCGCAGACAUGUACAGUUCAGUAAUCUCAUGCAAACACACAAGUAAGCAAGAUAUGCGAGUGUAGAAGUAAUGCAAGAAGAGAGAUGCUGGUCUGGCAUUGAAUUUAAAGGAUCUCAUGCCAACAUACUUUGUAGAUUUAAGUUUUUUCCUUGUUUUAGGUAUUGUAUUUUCCUUUUUGU